AUGACAUACUUCCUUGGCAUAAAGCUCCAUAAGUCUAAAAGAGGACUGCUUAUGCAUCAAAAGAGAUAUGCCCUUGAGAUACUGAAGAAGUGUGAUAUGGAGCAUUGUAAUGCUACCAUUACACCAGUUGAACCAAGGUUACAGCUGUCCAAGAAUAAAGAUGAGCAGAACAUAAAUCCUACUCAAUACAGAAGGUUGAUUGGAUCAUUACGUUACUUGUGCAAUACACGACUAGAUUUGGCAUUUAGUGUUGAUAUUGCAAAUAGAUUCAUGGAGAGACCAAAGGUGUCUCGCUUGGCAGUUGUCAAGAGAAUCCUAAGAUACGUCAAAGGGUCUAUUGGCUGCAGAAUUAUGUUUCCCAUAGCAGAUACGAGCAGAAAAUGCAAUUCGCACAUGAGAGAAGCAAGCACAUUGAGAUGA
Vicia villosa (hairy vetch) is the source of this 420-nucleotide messenger RNA. RefSeq lists its product as uncharacterized. The record is from RefSeq and is a predicted model, not a curated record. The transcript has a single exon. Bases 1 to 420 code for a protein of 139 amino acids. NCBI's taxonomy places the organism in Eukaryota, Viridiplantae, Streptophyta, Magnoliopsida, Fabales, Fabaceae.